This is a messenger RNA of Trichoplusia ni (cabbage looper), 4491 nucleotides long. RefSeq names its product cytochrome b5 reductase 4. NCBI's taxonomy places the organism in Eukaryota, Metazoa, Arthropoda, Insecta, Lepidoptera, Noctuidae. Gene Ontology annotation, cellular component: endoplasmic reticulum. Gene Ontology annotation, biological process: generation of precursor metabolites and energy; superoxide metabolic process. The transcript is spliced from 9 exons. Gene Ontology annotation, molecular function: oxidoreductase activity; heme binding. The coding region runs from base 622 to 2367 and encodes 581 amino acids. The record is from RefSeq and is a predicted model, not a curated record.
GCGUUUGUUAUAUCUCUAUUGGCCGCUAAGUUGUUAUUAAACGGCCACGCAUACAAGUAUCCUCAUUGAACCUUUCGGGCUACACGGAACCCCAAUAAACAUGAGGAUUUAGCAUUUUUUCCAGGACGUUGAAAAUGAGAGUUCCUCACCGACUUCAUUCAUGUGCCGCAGUCGAGCGCUGAACGCGGCGGAGGGCGGGCGCGUCCCCGAGCCGCACUCCCCGACAAUGCCGAUACUAAUUCGCUUUAGUUUCCUUAUCCGUGUGAAGUGAAGUGCAAUUAGUACGUUGCAUGCCCGUCUAACGUUGUGCACAUAAACUAAUUGUAUCCAUACAAUCCGCACAAAUACUCUGAUAAAUCCAAAACUUUACGCAUUAUUGAGCAAAUAAUUUUGCAACUUUUACAUGAAAAAGUUUUAUCUGAAAUGCAAAUUGAUACUUAGAGUAAAUAUACUUUAGCUGAGAAUAACUAAUAAAACGGUUUUGCCGUGUAGACUGGUUUGGUGAUUAAUCUAUGAGGAUGUAUGAAGGAACAAUGCUUGGAUAGGUCUUAGUUGGUAAACUCUGUGGGUUGUUGUUAUGAAGACGAAGUUGGAACAUUAGUGGUGUGUGUGGAAAGCGGGAUGCCUUGCUGUGGCUGCUGGUGGAGCGGCAGACAGAGGCAUCGACCGCCCGACGCCGACACUUCAGGGAACCCUCGAAACAAAUGCGCUCUCCAACCUGGUCACAGUUUGAUGGACUGGAUCCGACUCGGCAACUCCGGCAAGGACCUGACGGGCGUCGGCGGCCGAAUACGACCAGUCUCACCCGCUGAACUGGCCACACACAAUACACUUAACGACGCCUGGCUCGCGAUCCGCGGGCGCGUCUACAACAUAACGCAUUACUUACCGUAUCAUCCCGGGGGGCCUGAAGAACUAAUGCGCGGCGCCGGCAUGGACGCGACACAACUGUUCGACAAGGUCCACCCGUGGGUCAACUACGACUCUCUUCUCGCGAAGUGCCUCGUAGGACCACUCCGAUUUGAGCUUCCCGAUGCUGACGAACUCUUCGAUACCUCGAAUCCUUCGCCAAAGUCUGACCGUCUCAGAGAACCAUCAAAAGCUCAAGAAUUAGUUAGAAAGUCAAUGGAGAACUUAGCGAAUUGCAUAACGCCAGUCCGAAAAAAAAUAACUGCAAAAACUGAAGAACCUACAAAAGGCAGUCCUCCUAGCAAAAUUAUGCAGAGUUUAGUGCACUCCGUAGAUUUACCUGUGUCUAUAAGUAGAAGAGCUGGGUCGAGUCCCGGUAAGAAAACUGAAAAAAGUGUAGAUUCGCCAUUACCGCUCCGGUACGAUUGGAUACAAACAUCAAUGAAGCUCACGAUAUCCGUGUACACAGGCCACCUGGCCAACCCAGGCGGCUGCGCACGGAUUACCGAAGGAUUUCUGUUGAUUGAAGUAGCGACCAACGGUUGGUUAAGGACGCUCAAAGUAAAACCCGAAGCUAAAUUAAAAGAGCCUUUACAGUUGCGUGUUUUUGCUGAAAGCGGGAAAAUAGAGAUGACCGCACACAAAGCCGAGGCGUGCGUGUGGAAGGGUUGCGGCGAGGUGUCGCUGGGGGCGGCCACGCGCGUGUCGUCGCCGCGGACCGUGGACUGUCGCGUGCUCGAGAUGGGCAAGGUCUCACAUGACACCUCGCUCAUCGCUGUGUGUCCACGCACCGGGCCUGUGGUCGUGCCCAUCGGACAGCACGUACGAGUCCACAAAAGAGUUGAUGGCAACGAGUGCGUCCGGUCCUACACGCCUGUGGGUGACGGCUGGGGCCCUUCAGAUAGUACCGACAUGUUCUCGGCCCUCCGCCUCGCCGUCAAGCGCUACGACAGUGGCGCCCUCUCCCCACACCUCACGACACUACAAGUCGGAGACCUCAUUAGUCUGUCCGGACCUUACGGCAACUUUCAAUUGCAAAAGCUAAAGACAGUGAAGACGUUGUAUUUAAUAGCAGCUGGUACUGGUAUCACUCCCAUGCUUGGCCUUAUAAAGUUCAUGCUGUCACGAUCCAAUCCUAGGUGCGAGAGGACUCACUUGUUAUUCUUCAAUAAAACAGAAGCCGACAUCUUAUUCGAAGAAAACUUAAAAACAAUGUCAAGUGAAGAUGACAGGUUAAAAAUCACGUACGUGUUGUCUGAAGCAAGCUCAUCAUGGACGGGGCAUAAAGGACGCAUCACCAGUGAACUGCUUACAGAGUCCUUCGGAAACAUUCAGUGUGAUGACAAGUGUACGCACUUUGCCUGUCUGUGCGGCCCAACAGAGUUCACGUACACAGGGCUAGACUUUCUAAAGAAGCAAGGUUUAAAAGAUAAUUGCAUUCACGCUUUUAUGGGAUAAAAAUGUAUCUAACAUUAGUCUUUUCUGGUAUAAAAUCAAUUACAAAUAGCAAUACGUCAUCGGAUUUUUAUACAGCACGUAAUGAAACUCCUCAUGUAAAAAGUAUCUAGAAAAGUACAAAAAGGUCGACACGCAUUUUAGAAUUUUUAUAUUCAAAGAAAAUUUAUUUUUGUUUCUUAACUGCCCUAUGGAAUGAAUAUUAAUAAGAAGACUUUUAGUGAGCAAGGAUCUUUAAUAGCAGUCGUAAACAAGUAAUGUGUAAAAAGCUCUUUAUUGUAGAAACUGCAAAUCAAGUUUCGGUAAAAUUCUAGUUGCACUUACAACGACUAAGAGAACUCUUCAAAAAAAGUAUGAUGUGUAUUAGUUUUAAAACCAAAGUGUGAUAAAUUAGCUUUUUUAGACUUCGAACAUUACUUUAUAGUAAUUUGUGAUUAGACAUUAUUGUGAUUGAGUAGAUUAGCUCAAUGUACAGAAAGACAAAAAUAAUAGGCAUAAUAUUGUAUGAAGUAAAUCCCAGGCGAUAUUUUAAGUACCUAUUCCAUCCAUUAUUCAAUAUUUGUAUUCAUAAUUUUAGUACUCUUGUCUCCAUCCUAAUUUCAUAACAACCUUUUUCGUGCCUCUUCCGAGUUUUGGUUUAAUAAAUGCGAAUGUGUUGGUACCAUUACUUAAUUGUGAAAGUUUUACGUUCUUCAUAAAAAUGUUUGUUACACCUGAUUUAUUUAUAAUUAUAUAUUUAUAAUCAUAUAUAUUAUAUUUGGCUAUGUAUGUACCUUUUAUUUAGUCUGUUAACAUUGUCCACAGAUAAUUACUUAGACCAAACUUUAAUAAAAUUAUACUGUUAUAGUUUCGAAUCAAAUCUAACCCAGCACUUGUUUUCUAAAAUUAAUGUAGUACUUAUUAACUAUUUAAAUAAGACAUAACAUAUUCAAUUCUACUUUAAUUUGAAUCAUAUGCAUAGUAUUAUUGUCAGCAUCCUGGAUAUAAAAGUAAGCAAAGUAUGUAUGUAAAUUCAUAACCAAAAAUGUUCAUAAUAUUGCUUCCGUAGACUAGCGAAAGUUCUACAAUCUUUAACUAUAUGUUUCGCUCGUAUUCACACAAGCUUCCGGACAGAGAUUUCCUAGUACAUCUCUUGGUAUUCAUGUAUGCAUAGAUAUGGGAUUUUUCAUGUCGCAAUUCGUACUCACCUCGUCUUUUCUCCAAGAUGUUGCCGAAUGAUGUUUUUUCUGACAUGCAAAGUAUCCCUCAUCUUUGCUUACCUGUUAGUGAGUGCAGGCCAUAAACACUUUUUAUUUCUUCAAUACCUUGUUGCUGGAGCGGAAUUAUCUUAAUCUCCUAUUAAGAGUUCUUAAACAAGCUUUCCUUAGUCACCGGGAUUAUAAUCCUUUUCUGGAAGAAAGCAAAAAUUUGGAAUAUGGCCAUCUUUCUUGAUUUCCUCUUUCAGCUGUUGAAUACCUACACAUUCUGCAAUCCAGACAUUUGGGCGCCUUUUUUGGACCCUUCUUCCCAUGAUUGGUGUGGUGGUCAAUAUUAAUUAUACUUAUCAUUGUAUUGCUCGUGUGUUCCUAUGGUUUAGUUUGCAUUAAAAAAUCCGUCAAAAUACUUGUUGCAUACAAAUGUUGCGUGCGUGUUGUCAGUAGAUUCGAUUUGAACAAUUCAAACGUUAUGGCUUGUAGAAGUACCAAUCGUUUACGGAGGCGAUAUUUUCAAUAAUGUCAUACAAUAUAACAAUAUUUCGGACAUCAUGGUAUUACAUUAAUUACAACAUAUCAAGUAUGUACUUACAAUUUGUAAAGUUUGAACCAAGUUUUGUAUUUAUUUAUAUACAUAUAUAUUUUAAUUAGUUUUUUAAAUUAUUUUUAUGAAACGGGUAACCACUAAAGAUGCAUUACUAAUAGUGUUAUUGAGAAACUAAUGUAUAGGUCUAGGUGUGUGUUAAAUACUUAAAAGAUUUUAACAUUUCAAUCUGAUCAUUUUAUAGUCUAUGUAUAUUGUAUGAUAUCUUCAUUUAUGCUUUUACUCAUGUAAGUGAAUUUUGUGAAUGUUAUAAAGUGCCUACAUUCCAGGUGGUGUUUCGUUUUAGUGUGUUGUUGACUUAUGGGUUUCUAAUAAAUAACUUAAAGAGUA